Messenger RNA from Alnus glutinosa, 4733 nucleotides. RefSeq names its product xanthine dehydrogenase 1-like. Gene Ontology annotation, molecular function: FAD binding; 2 iron, 2 sulfur cluster binding; oxidoreductase activity. Lineage: Eukaryota; Viridiplantae; Streptophyta; Magnoliopsida; Fagales; Betulaceae. The record is from RefSeq and is a predicted model, not a curated record. Bases 230 to 4330 code for a protein of 1366 amino acids. The transcript is spliced from 14 exons.
CAUACACGUGAAGAAGGUACAAACGAAUAGAUUCAGUACCGACUCUCUUGCAUUACGUCAGUCAAACAAAGAGUUUGCUGAUGAAUUAUCGUCUUCUCCCAACUAUUCCAUUUCAAUUUGAUCACCAAAACCAAAAUAAACGGAAAAACUCCGCAACACACUUUGAGAAUUGCAUAACGUAAAAGGGCGUGAGAUAGUUUCGUUCUGAUUUCGAAUUCGAAAAAACAAAAUGGGGUCUUUGAAGAACAAGGAGGACGAGCUGGAACAGGUCGGAGAGGAGGCGAUACUGUACGUGAAUGGAGUUCGUAGAAUUUUGCCUGAUGGGUUGGCCCACAUGACUCUUCUUGAGUAUCUCAGAGAUAUUGGUCUGACGGGGACAAAGCUUGGCUGCGGGGAAGGUGGUUGUGGAGCCUGUACUGUUAUGGUUUCUCAUUAUGAUAAAAUUUUGAGGAGAUGCGUGCACUAUGCUGUAAAUGCAUGCUUGGCUCCUCUUUAUUCUGUAGAAGGGAUGCAUGUAAUUACAGUGGAGGGACUAGGGACCCACAAACAUGGCUUGCACCCAAUUCAAGAAUCAUUGGCACAAUCUCAUGGCUCACAAUGUGGAUUUUGUACUCCUGGUUUUAUCAUGUCCAUGUAUGCGUUACUAAGGUCAUGUCAAACACCACCUAGUGAGGAGCAGAUUGAAGAAUGCCUGGCUGGAAAUUUGUGUCGAUGCACAGGAUACAGACCAAUUGCUGAUGCAUUUCGAGUCUUUGCCAAAACAAAUGAUGUUCUAUACUCUGAUAUUUCUUCACUAAACCUUCAAGGAGGUGAUUCUGUUUGUCCUUCUACUGGUAAGCCAUGUUCAUGUGGAUCAAAAUCUCCAAGUGGUACAGAUUCCACCAAACCAAGUAUGCCUUGUAAUGAUAGGUAUGAACCUGUCUCUUACAGUGAGACAGAUGGAAGCAGAUAUACAGAAAAAGAGCUUAUCUUCCCCCCUGAACUAUUAUUGAGGAAAUUAACUUAUUUGAAUUUGAGUGGUUUUGGUGGGCUUAAGUGGUAUCGACCCUUAAGACUUCAACAUGUGCUAGAGUUAAAAGCAAAAUAUCGAGAUGCGAAGUUAUUGGUAGGUAAUACUGAAGUAGGAAUUGAAAUGAGGUUGAAGAGAAUGCAAUAUCAGGUUUUGAUCUCUAUUAUGCAUGUGCCUGAACUUAAUAUAUUGAGUGUUAAGGAUGAUGGCUUAGAGAUAGGCUCUGCAGUAAGGCUCUCUGAACUCUUGAAUGUUUUCAGAAAGGUUGUAAAAGAGCGUGAUGCUCAUGAAACCUCUUCCAGUAAUGCCUUCAUUGAACAGUUGAAAUGGUUUGCUGGAACACAGAUAAAAAAUGUUGCAUCUGUUGGUGGGAAUAUAUGUACAGCCAGUCCAAUAUCUGAUUUGAACCCCCUUUGGAUGGCUGCUGGUGCAAAGUUUCGAAUCAUUGAUUGCAAAGGAAACAUUAGAACAGUCCUGGCUGAAAAUUUCUUCCUGGGUUAUCGUAAGGUGGAUAUGGCAAGUGAUGAAAUCUUACUUUCUGUAUUCUUACCAUGGACUAGGCCCUUUGAGUACGUGAAAGAAUUUAAACAGGCUCACCGUCGAGAUGAUGAUAUUGCAAUUGUAAAUGCCGGGAUGCGUGUUUAUCUUGUGGAAAAAUGUGAAAACUGGGUUGUUUCAGAUGCUAGCAUUGAUUAUGGUGGUGUUGCUCCACUCUCCCUUUCUGCAGUGAAAACAAAAGAGUUUCUCAUUGGGAAGUAUUGGAACCAGGAGCUGUUGAAGGGUGCUUUGAAAAUCCUGCAAAAGGAUAUCUUUCUAAAGGAAGAUGCUCCUGGUGGGAUGGUGGAAUUUCGAAAAUCUUUAACACUUAGUUUCUUCUUCAAAUUUUUUCUAUGGGUUUCUCAUCAAAUAAAUGGGAAGAAAUCCAUUGACAAUGUACAAUUAUCUCAUUUAUCUGCUAUACAAUCAUUCCACCGCCCACCUGUUAUAGGAAGUCAGGACUAUGAAGUUAGAAAACAUGGGACUGCUGUGGGUUCUCCUGAGGUUCAUCUUUCAUCAAGACUUCAGGUUACAGGAGAGGCAGAAUACACUGAUGAUACACCGUUACCGCCUAAUGGUUUGCAUGCUGCAUUGGUAUUGAGCCGAAAACCUCAUGCCCGUAUUCUUUCAAUAGACAACUCAGGAGCCAUGGCUUCACCUGGCUUUGCAGGCAUAUUUCUAGCUAAAGACGUGCCUGGUGAUAAUGAUAUUGGACCAGUUAUCUAUGAUGAGGAACUAUUUGCUACAGAAUUUGUCACUUGUGUGGGUCAUGUUAUAGGAGUUGUUGUUGCUGAUACACAUGAAAACGCAAAACUAGCGGCAAGGAAAGUUCAUAUUGAGUACGAAGAGCUCCCAGCCAUCUUAUCAAUAGAGGAUGCCAUCAAUGCCAAAAGUUUCCAUCCUAACACUGAUAAAUGUUUGAGAAAAGGGAAUGUGGAUCUUUGUUUUAAAUCCUCUGAGUGUCACAGGAUCGUGGAGGGGGAGGUGCAAGUGGGAGGUCAGGAACAUUUUUACUUAGAGCCACAUAGCAGCUUCGUAUGGACAACGGAUGGUGGCAACGAAGUUCAUAUGAUCUCAUCCACCCAAGCCCCUCAGAAGCACCAGAAAUACGUUUCUCAUGUUCUUGGUCUUCCAAUGUCAAAAGUGGUUUGUAAAACCAAGCGAAUUGGUGGUGGAUUUGGUGGGAAGGAGACAAGAUCAGCUUUUGUUGCUGCUGCGGCUUCUGUACCGUCAUAUCUGUUGAAUCGACCAGUGAAAUUGACAUUAGACAGGGAUAUAGACAUGAUGAUAACUGGGCAGCGUCAUAGCUUUCUUGGGAAGUAUAAGGUCGGGUUCACCAAUGAGGGGAAAGUGCUUGCUCUGGAUCUUGAAAUCUACAAUAAUGCUGGAAAUUCACUGGACCUUUCUCUUGCUGUCCUUGAGCGUGCUAUGUUUCACUCAGAUAACGUCUAUGAGAUACCUAAUGUGAGGAUUAUUGGAAGGGUUUGCUUCACCAAUAUCCCCAGUAACACUGCCUUUCGAGGAUUUGGUGGUCCUCAAGGCAUGCUUAUUACUGAAAAUUGGAUUCAAAGAAUUGCAGUAGAACUCAAGAAAAGCCCGGAAGAGAUAAGGGAAAUUAAUUUUCAAGGUGAAGGUUCAAUAUUGCACUAUGGCCAACAACUUGAACACUGUACCUUGGCCCAGGUCUGGAAUGAGCUGAAGUUAUCUUGUGACUUUUUGAAUGUCCGUAACGAAGUUAACCAGUUCAAUAUUAACAACCGGUGGAGGAAGCGUGGAAUCGCUAUGGUACCGACCAAAUUUGGCAUAUCCUUUACGGCUAAGUUUAUGAACCAGGCUGGUGCUCUUGUUCAUGUUUAUACUGAUGGAACUGUUUUAGUUACACAUGGAGGUGUUGAAAUGGGGCAAGGUUUACAUACGAAAGUUGCUCAGAUUGCUGCUUCUGCCUUCAAUAUCCCUCUCAGUUCUGUCUUUAUAUCAGAGACAAGUACUGACAAGGUUCCUAAUUCAUCACCAACAGCUGCUUCUGCAAGUUCUGAUAUGUAUGGAUAUGCGGUUUUGGAUGCAUGUGAGCAAAUAAAGGCACGUAUGGAGCCCAUUUCUUCACAAAAUAAUUUCAGCUCAUUUGCUAAGCUGGCAACUGCAUGCUAUAUGGAGCGAAUAGAUCUUUCAGCACAUGGAUUCUAUAUUACACCUGAAAUUGGCUUUGAUUGGACGACUGGUCAAGGAAACGCAUUCAAGUAUUACACCUAUGGUGCCGCAUUUGCGGAGGUUGAAAUUGACACAUUGACUGGAGAUUUUCACACAAGGGAAGCAAACAUUCUCUUGGAUCUUGGAUAUUCUCUCAAUCCAGCAAUUGAUGUUGGACAGAUUGAAGGAGCCUUUAUACAAGGUGUAGGUUGGGUAGCCCUAGAAGAACUGAAGUGGGGAGAUGCAGCUCACAAGUGGAUCCCACCUGGCUGCCUUUACACAUGCGGGCCUGGAAGUUACAAAAUUCCUUCUAUGAAUGAUGUCCCUUUCAAAUUCAAGGUUGCACUUCUUAAGGGUCAUCCAAAUGUGAAGGCUAUUCAUUCAUCAAAAGCAGUUGGUGAGCCUCCUUUUUUUCUGGCCUCUGCUGUCUUUUUUGCCAUCAAAGAUGCCAUUAUAGCUGCCAGAGCAGAAGUGGGUUGUAAUGACUGGUUUGCUCUGGAUAAUCCAGCAACACCUGAACGCAUCCGAAUGGCCUGUUUGGACGAGUUCAUCACGCCAUUAAUUAGCUCUGAUUUCCGCCCGAAGCUCAGUGUUUGAUCCACCGGUCUUGUUUCAUUUGCUUUCAUCAUGUACGGUUUCUAUAGUUUUAGGCUAUUAGCCAUACCUCUGUUAUGCACGGCAAAGGCAGGGAGGGCACCCUUCUUGCAACCAGUUCUUUCAUGUUACUCUCAUGUUAGUAUGGUGCAAAAAAUGUAAUUACAAGCAGUUAUUCUUGAACGAGUCAAUAAAAACAGGCUUUUUUUUUUUUUUUUUUAAUUUUUUUUUUAAUCUGUAUUAUAGAAAAACAAGUUAAUGCUACAAUGUCCUGCCUGAGAAUGUGUAAUUUAGAGACUAAUAUAAAUAAUUCCUUGACCUCAUGGGGAUGUCAUGAGGUGAGCCAUAAUUUAUCUUCUGGGGUCCAAACUAAUAAAAUAAUAUUGGAUUUUUUGUCGUCAGUAAA